GAAUGGUAGAAAGUCCUUAUAAAGCGGGCAUACGAGGAGAUGAGGGUAAAAGAAUUUUUCUUUCGUUUUCAAGUCAGAAAAUUCGAUCCCUUGUUAUUGUGAAUAACAUUUUUUUACUUCGAGGCGAAACGCUAAAGAGUAUUCGAGAUGCCGAGACACAUUUGCGGAUUGGCUUUAUUGCUAAGCUUUAUCAUAUCUUCCAUGGAUUAUACCUUUAGUUAUCCAGCGAAUGGUAUAAGCAACAUCAGGUCGAAAAGAUCUGCUUCAGAUUCUGAAAAUCCUGAAGAUAUAAUACGCGUUCUCAUGAAAUUAGCGCAAGACGUUAUACUGGAUUCUGACCCUGGAAUGCACAGUGAGAAAAGAGGAAUAGAUCUUGGUUUGUCAAGAGGAUUCUCAGGAAGCCAAGCCGCGAAACAUCUGAUGGGAUUGGCCGCAGCAAACUUCGCCAAUGGUCCAGGACGUAGAAGACGUGACUUAGAAAGCCAGUAAAGUGUUUUGAACCGAAUUGUUUGUGGAACAAUUGUUUUGUAAAUAAUUAUCAAAUCUGUUAGCAAAAACUAUCACCUGUUAAUAUGAAAUACUAUGAAAAUUUAUUUAAUUUUUUUGAAUGAAAAAGUGCAUUGAUUUAUUAAUAUAAUUUGUAAUAAAGUG
Parasteatoda tepidariorum (common house spider) is the source of this 651-nucleotide messenger RNA. The record is from RefSeq and is a predicted model, not a curated record. NCBI's taxonomy places the organism in Eukaryota, Metazoa, Arthropoda, Arachnida, Araneae, Theridiidae.